Molecule: messenger RNA, 168 nt
Organism: Ilex paraguariensis (yerba mate)
Lineage: Eukaryota; Viridiplantae; Streptophyta; Magnoliopsida; Aquifoliales; Aquifoliaceae
Source: the annotation of a GenBank genome assembly
GGUACCAGACCUUACUUCCCUGUCCCAGCAACCAGCAACCUGCAACCGGCAACCGGCAACCAGCAACCAGCAACCAGCAACCAGAUUGGACUUCAAAAACGAGAACAACAGCAAAGCUUCACAGCCAGCUCCUCUCCUUCAAUCUCCAUCAUCCCCAAACUGAACUAA